GCGCGAGACUGCUGAUAUGCCGAGAGCGUGCGAGAUCCCACUCGCGCUACGAACUGCACGCCAUACACACACAAUCACUGACUACACGACGUCCGCGACGACGGUGACAACAACGACGACGACGACGACGACGGAAAAACGACGCCGUCAAAAAUACAAUAAAACAAAAAACAGAAAAACAAAAAAGGAACGAUUCUUCCUUAGUUUUCAUUGUACACGUCGGAGGCGAAACGCGACGACGGAUAUAAUGGGAAAAUUAUUUAAAAGACAAAGUUAAAAUAACAAGAAGAUAUAAGUUUUGUUGUAAACCGUCAUUGUUUCGGGGGACGUAUAAUUAAACUUCGCGUUAAUUGAUCGGAGAUUCUAUAUUAGAAUUAUACGUAAAUCGAUUAAACGCGAAUAUUUGGAAAAUUUUACUCACGUGCGUCGACAAAAGUCUAUCUGAAAAACUUUAAACGGACCGAGAGGCUGAUUCGUCGUUGAUUCGCCGCUUGUAAAGUACGUCAGUUUCGUGGGUUGUUAAAAGCGAUUUUUAAACGAUUUUGAUCCACUCUAAAAUACUUGGGACUCUCUUUAAUCGUAACGCGUGCCAUCGUUGCAACAAGGCCGAAUAAAAAAGAAUAAGUAAUACAUUAAAUAAACAAACAAACUGUAUAUAACGUUUACACAACUUUUAAGUGCACUUCGUUACACGCACGCGACAAAAAGCGCUGGUGAUGACAGUCGAGACGAUCGAACAAUUAAUUGAAUAAUAAGUUGUGCCAUAAACGAGGAGAGGAGAUAAAACGAAGAAAAACUAAGUAAAUAGAUGAACAAAAUUGACGACAGAAUAAAAUUAUAAAAAGAAAUCAGUAUUCGGUUAGGUAUUUAAGUAAAGUGAAACCCGCGGGAUAGUAUAUGAUAAAUCAAAAUCGACUUAUUUUUUUUUGAUUUUCAUUCUUCCUUCCUUUUCGCAUACAUAUCUUUUACUCAUAUCGAAUGACAAGUGUUCGAGAUAAAAAAAAACACGGUUCGAGGGUAUAAUAAAAAAAAAAAACAAACAAACAAACAAAAAGAAAGAAAAAAGUGUGCUAUGCAAGUUUGCGAGUUUCGCACAACCUUCGGCAUAACAACGAUAAUAUUGAUAAAAAUUGAAAGUACAGAGUGCUUCUGAGGGACCCGGGUAUAUAUUACCGGGAUAAUUAAAGGGCCUAUUUAGUGGUGGGGUGAUAUGAUAGAGGGCCGCGUUGAGAAGUGGUGUCUAGAAACCGUGAUGACGGUACAGGAUUUCAAGUCCCGCGGUACCGUUGCAGAGGAGCAACAUCAUCAUCAGCCCUCGAACGACAUCCUUUCGCUACCACCGGACGAAACCUUGGAAAACGAAAAGGAACCACGCAUCAUUUCGUACAACCCGAACGCCGACGUUCCCGUUACACAAGACAGCGAAAAUCUCCUGGGUCGCGUUUUGGCUGAGUUUGAUGGCACCACGGUGCUGUGCCGCGUUUGCGGUGACAAAGCCUCAGGUUUUCAUUAUGGCGUUCAUUCCUGCGAAGGAUGCAAGGGUUUCUUCCGGCGUAGCAUCCAGCAGAAGAUACAGUACAGACCGUGCACGAAAAAUCAACAGUGCAGUAUACUGCGUAUCAACAGAAACCGGUGCCAGUAUUGCAGACUUAAGAAAUGCAUCGCCGUUGGAAUGAGCAGAGAUGCUGUUCGAUUCGGUAGAGUGCCAAAACGUGAAAAGGCGCGAAUUCUUGCCGCUAUGCAGCAAAGUUCGCACAGCCGUUUCCAGGAGAAGGCGGUAGCCGCCGAACUCGAGGAUGAACAACGUCUUUUGGCCACAGUUGUCAGGGCGCAUCUGGACACGUGUGAUUUUACUAGAGAAAAAGUAGCACCGGUAUUAGCCAGGGCGAGAGAAACACCGAACUACACAGCUUGUCCACCGACCUUGGCAUGUCCGUUAAAUCCGAACCCCCAGCCAUUGACGGGUCAGCAGGAACUGUUGCAAGAUUUUUCAAAGAGAUUUUCACCCGCUAUCAGAGGUGUCGUUGAAUUCGCCAAGCGUAUCCCUGGAUUCAGCCUGCUGGCUCAGGACGACCAGGUAACGCUGUUGAAAGCCGGUGUGUUCGAAGUACUGCUCGUACGGCUGGCUUGUAUGUUCGACGCUCAGACGAACAGCAUGAUAUGUCUGAACGGUCAGGUGCUAAAACGGGAGUCGAUCCACAACAGCAGUAACGCACGUUUCCUAAUGGACUCGAUGUUCGAUUUCGCGGAACGAGUGAACGCCCUACGUUUAUCGGACGCUGAACUCGGUCUGUUUUGCUCAGUCGUUGUGAUCGCAUCGGACAGACCCGGUCUGAGAAAUACGGAUCUCAUCGAGAGAAUGCACAACAAGUUGAGAAACGCGCUCCAAACCGUAUUGGCCCAAAAUCACCCGCAGCAUCCCGACAUCCUCAGGGAACUGCUGAAGAAAAUACCCGACUUGAGAACGCUGAACACGUUGCACUCGGAGAAAUUGCUCGCCUUCAAAAUGACCGAACAACAACAACAGCUGCAGGCGCAACAGCAGCAACAGCUACAACAUCAACAACAGCAGCAACAACUUUGGCCAAAGGAAGAGGAGCCGAGCGUGUCGUGGGGCUCGGCGUCGGACGUCACCCUCGACGAAGCCGUGAAAAGUCCGCUCGGGAGCGUGUCGAGUACCGAAAGUACCUGCAGCGGCGAAGUCGCCUCCCUCACGGAGUAUCAUCACGCGACACCGACGUCCGGUGGUCAUCACGCGUCCAGCGCACCUUUGCUGGCGGCGACGUUGGCCGGCGGUCUGUGUCCGCACAGGAGGCGAGCCAAUUCGGGAUCGACGAGUUCGGGCGACGACGAAUUGCACCGUGCCUCGUUGGCGAAAACGCCGCAACCCCCUCAGUGUCCGAGAUUUCGUAAACUCGACUCUCCCAGUGACAGUGGUAUUGAAUCCGGUACCGAGAAACCCGACAAACCCGCGAGUAGCAGCAGCGUGAGUAGCGCGCCGACGUCAGUUUGCUCAAGUCCGAGAUCCGAGGAUAAAGAGGUCGAGGAUAUGCCGGUUUUGAAACGCGUACUGCAAGCACCACCUCUGUACGAUACCAAUUCGCUGAUGGACGAGGCUUACAAACCCCAUAAAAAAUUCAGGGCGUUCAGGCAAAAGGACAGCGCCGAAGCCGAACCGGCCGUGGCGCAACAAUCUCAAUCCUCGCAAUCGCAAAACAAUCAUUCGCAAUCCCAGUCGCAGCUUCACCUUCAUCUAACCUCGCCGCCGACGCAACAACAACAACAACAUCAACAACAUCAACAACAUCAACAUCAACAUCAACAACAACAACAACAACAACAACAACAACAACCCUCGUCCCAAUGCCCCCAAAAAGCGAGUCUGUUGAGCAGCACGCACUCGACGCUUGCCAAAAGUUUGAUGGAGGGUCCUCGAAUGACCGCUGAACAAUUGAAACGAACUGACAUUAUCCACAAUUACAUAAUGCGCGGUGACGCCAGUCCAAGAUCACCCGCGAACUCACCAUCUCCGGCGGAACAGUGCGCGUCAACGACGACCGCGGGUUCCAGAUCCCAUCAGGGACUCCUACAGUGCUCAACAUCCCCGUACCACACGACCGGUAGGUGGCCGGCAACGUCCGUCAUAACAACGACGACCGGUGCGAGGCAUUACCACCAACAAAUGCAACAACAACAGCAGCAGCAGCUCCAAGGUUCUUCGAACGGUGAUUACGGUCACCAGACGUCGAAUUCGGGUGCCGGGAGUUCGGGGAUGUCGUCGCCGCGGUACCAUUCUUCCUCGGUGGGAAGUGGCGGUAGUAGUUCGACGUCAUUGUCGUCGUGUUCCGGUUCGUCGUCAUCCUCAUCGUCGGUCGUUGCCACAACGACGAGUUGCACGAGUUCGAGUCCGAGACCGACGUCCAGUACGGCGGCGACGCUGGUGUUAUCCGGUUGUCCGAGUAAUAUGAUGGAACUCCAAGUGGAUAUCGCCGACAGUCAGCAGCCGUUAAAUCUUUCGAAAAAAUCACCGUCGCCAUCCCCGAGGCCGUUGGUCGGACCGUGCAAAGCUUUAUCGUUGGAAGCGUAGUGACGAACUAUGAAUUCGUGUCACGAAUAUUACGUAUGUGAAGAAAUGAAAUAAAUUGUGUUUUUUUUUUUUUUUCAUUGUUAUUAUGAAUUUUCUUUUUCUUUUUUUUUUUUUUUUAAUUACUUUCAGAUUAUUUAUUUCAUUAUUAAAACUUCAUCAUAAUUUCUACGAGUACACCCACCUGAUUCGUCGAACGGUCAUUCGGUAAAUUAUUUUUGCUAAAACAAAGAUCCCUCGUUGAAGAGAGUUUUUUUUUUUUUUAUACGAAAUCAUUGAAAAAAUAAUGACGAAACCGCCGACUUAUUAACGCUGUGAAAGUGCCAGGACGCUGCUGAACGCGUAGCGUGUGACUAACCAAAUAAUUUAUUAUUUAAAUCAAUAAUUGUUAUAUAUAUGCAUUAUCAGAAAGAAGAAAAACGAAAAUGAAAGAUCAAUGGCCGUUAUCAUUGAUCGUUUUAUCAUCGAUUUUCGGUUAUUUUUCGGGAUUUUUGAUAUUUUCUUUCUUCUCUUUUUUGUCCUCCGCAUAUACGCGUUGCAAACGGAAUAUUAUACUCAUCCAAUUUCGUUGAUGAUUAUGUUAAUUGAGUGACGACAACGCGCGUAUAUGAAUGAAUGUGUAUGUAUAAUGAUAUGAAAAAUCAAUCAAUGAAAUAGCAAAAAACAAAAACAAAAAAAGAAGAAUAAUGUUUAAAUUUCAAACAUUAUGUUAUAUCAUGUCUAACAAAGCCUCGUCGCCAAUCUGGCUAGUUGGCUAUCUACAGGCUAUACACUAUAAAUAUAUACAUAUUAUAUACAUAUACAUGAAUGUGAAAAAAUGUGUAUGUAUGAAGUAUACAUAACUUUCGUAGCGGAAAGGGAGUCCGCGGUGAGCCGGCAUCCUAAACUGGUUUAAGUGUUGCAAAUAUAUAUGUAUAAAUAUAAAUAUUAAUAUUAAUAACAAUAAUAAUCUAUUACAUGUGAUAAUCAUGGAAAUCGCGCAUCUUGUACAGCCUCGAAACUUCAUUCAUAUAAAUAUACAUAUAAAUAUAUAUAUAUUAUAUAUAACAAUAAUACUAAUGAUAAUAAUAAUAACAAUUAAUUAUAAUUACAAUUAUAGUUAUAUCAUCAUCCAUCAUCUUAUACAUAUAAAUAUAUAUGAAAAUAUAUCUAUAAAAAAGAUAUAAUAAUAAUAUAUAUCUAUAUAUGUAUAACAUGUACUCUACCUAAAAAAUAUUAAUUAUUUAAGAUAGACGGAAGGUAAUAAAAAUAUAUUAUUAUUAUUACUGUAAUGUCGGUAGGGUACGAGUAAAAUAAUAUUAAUAGUAAUAAGUGAUUAUUACAAUAGUAACGAUAACAAUUGAUAUCAAUAAUCAUUAUGAUAAUAAUAACAAUUACAACAACAAAAUAAACCAGAAGCGACACUUACAAACAACAACAACAACAACAACAGCAACAACAAAACGGUAAAGAAACAAAAUAAACAAUACAAAUACAACAAUAAUAACAUUUACAUUUCGAUUAUAGUAAUAAUAUAAAUAUAAUAUUGGUAAUGUUUAGUAAUCAAUAACUAUACUAUUAAUUAAUUAAUAAUAAUAUUAAUAAUAAUAAUAAUAAUUAUUGUAAUAAUUAUAUUAUAAUGGUAGACUAUUGUAGAAAUUAUCAUCUCGUACAUAUGCGUGUGUGUUUCUGUGUGUGCAGUGAGUGUAUAAACUAAAAAAAAAAUGAAAAAAAAAACAAAAAAAAAAUUACGAGCGUAUAAGAAAAGAAAAUAAAAAAAUGGAAAAAAGAAAGGAGUGUGUGUGAAAGAGAGAGAGAGAGAGUCAAGAAAGGUGGAAAGCUCGGAACGUGCGCGGGGCAGGUUUUGAGAUUUGCAUAUAUGUAAAAACACUGAAUAAGAAAAAUGAUGAAAAAGAAAAAAAUAAUAAAAAUAAAAAUAAUAAAAAAAAUACAUGUAUGAUGUUUCUUUUUUUGUCCGGAAUGGAAUAGGAGCAGAGAAGUAAGAUGAAAAAAAAGUAUAUCCAUAAAUAUCCAGAAAAGAAUUUUGAAGAAAAAAAAAGAUAACGAAUGAAAAAAAAAAGUAGAAGUUUAAGUUCAUACGAAAUAAGGUAAGGCUAUAAAGUGAAAAAUGAUGAAAGAAAAGUAAUAAUUAAAGUGAGAGACAAAAGUUUAGUUAAACAAAAAAUGAAUAAUAAUAAUGAAUAGAUAAAUAGUUAGGGAGUUUUUGUCAUGAGACUGAACGGCCGGUCGUGGUCACCAGUUUGCAAUUAUCGUACCUUUUAUGCCACGUGUCGUCUUAGAUUUUCCUCAUAUGAAACUUUGUUGAUAUGUUAUACGAAGGGGAGGAUGAAGAAUUGAAGGGAAAUGUAAGGAUGAAAAAUUUUGAAAUCUUAUUCAUUAUUUAGCCAAUGCUAAUUGACGGAACAUAAUCAUCGUUUGAUCGUAAGAUCGACGAAGUAAUUAUCUUUGAAAUGGAGCAAGAAAAAGGAAAAAAUUAAGAAAUAAAGUCAGGCAAAUUCGUAUGUCGAGAUAGAGAAAAAGAGAAGAAUAGAAAUAAAAGAGAUUCGAAAAUGAUAUAAAUUCGAUGAUGAUAUAGAUGUGCGUAGGAGAAAUCAAUGAUCGUUGUAAAUAUUAGGUUUUUAAGGUCCUUAGUUCUUAGUGAGAGUGAAAAAGUUUUUUGAAAAAAAAGGAAUACGAAAAAUGAAAAAAAAAAAAAAAAGAAUCGCGAGCGAAAGUAACGCGGCGGGCCGCCGCCGACGUGUUGUUGAGACGCCCGCCCCCCUUCCCCACAGCAUUAAAAGAAAUAUAAAA
Molecule: messenger RNA, 6874 nt
Organism: Athalia rosae (coleseed sawfly)
Lineage: Eukaryota; Metazoa; Arthropoda; Insecta; Hymenoptera; Athaliidae
Gene: E75
Product: nuclear hormone receptor E75
Exons: 5
Coding region: 1211-4087 (958 amino acids)
Biological process (GO): positive regulation of transcription by RNA polymerase II; cell differentiation; hormone-mediated signaling pathway
Molecular function (GO): zinc ion binding; nuclear receptor activity; RNA polymerase II cis-regulatory region sequence-specific DNA binding
Source: RefSeq, a predicted model, not a curated record